AUGACUCCGAAUACUCCUGGGGAUGUCUUGCCUCCUUCGUGUGUUGAUACGGCGCGUUGGUGGAAGCACCGCAACCUUCGUGCUCUCAAUUUGCUCAUGUUGAUUCCGCUGUUGUCGAUUUUCUCGCAAGGCUUUGACGGCAGUAUGAUGAACGGUCUCCAAUCCGUGUCACAUUGGCAGACUUACUUUGGAUCACCCACCGGCGGUUUGCUUGGCUUCUUCAACGGUUCCUAUCCCCUUGGCGGCAUCGUUGGCACCUUCUUGAUCUCGCCCAUGGCGGAUACUUUUGGACGACGCAUUGGUAUUGCCACGGGAGCUGCUCUAUGUUGUGUCGGUGCUGUCUUGCAAGGCUCUGCCAUCAAUAUCGCCAUGUUUAUCGUUUCGCGCGUUAUCAUUGGGGCUGGCAGUGUUAUCGUCGCUGGUGUGGGUGCACCUUAUAUUACCGAGAUCGCUCAUCCGGCUCAGCGUAGUACUGCCACUGCUCUGUUUCUCACUUUCUAUUCGGUGGGUUCUGUUGUUGCCGGUUGGUGCACCUUCGGUACCUUUCGUAUCGAUAGCACGGCUUCCUGGCGUAUCCCAUCGGCGCUGCAAGCACUUCCGUCUGUCAUCCAACUACUUGCUAUCUGGUGGGUUCCUGAAUCGCCCCGUUGGCUGGUUAGCAAAGGCCGGAACGAAGAGGCACUCGCCAUGCUUGCCAAGUAUCACGGUGAAGGCGACGUCUCCGACCAGCUCGUUCAGUUUGAGUACGCCGAGAUUCUAGAGACGUUGCGGGCCGAAGCAACACACGAGAACAACAUAGUUGCCUUUUUACGCGACUUAGGCAGUACCCCCGGCAACCGCAAACGCAUGUUCAUAUUGAUAUGGGCGGCCAUUUGCUCGCAAAUGUCUGGAAAUGCAUUUGUCUCCUACUAUCUCUCGCCCAUCUUGAGAUCCGUGGGCUUGAAAACCGAUCUUCAACAAACCCUCAUCAACGCAACCAGCCAGAUGCUUUCUUGGUUCAGCGCUGUUUAUUUCGCCACAUUGCCAGCCAAGCUCGGUCGCCGCAAACUCUUCUUGUGGUCUCUCAUAGCGAUUUGGGUCGUCGUUAUCUCCAUCACUGCGUGUAGCGCCACCUUUGCCAAUGAUCCCACCAACAAGGCCGCUGCCUAUGCUGUGGUCGCGCUUCUAUACCUCUUCUCUCCCGCCUACAAUCUCGGCAUCACCGGCAACCUUGGUCUUUACAUCACUGAAAUCCUACCUUAUCGUCUACGUGCAAAAGGAUUGUCAUUCUAUUAUUUUGUUCAGUUUUGUUUCAUGAUGCUCUCUACCUUCACCGUGCCUAUUGGUCUGGAAAAUAUCGCGUGGCGGUUUUAUAUUAUCUUUGUCAUUUGGGUUAUGGUCGAGUUUGUCGGAGUUUAUUUCAUGUUCCCAGAGACAAAGGGACCAUCCUUGGAAGAGAUCGCUUUUAUCUUUGAUGGGCCAGGCGCUUGUGUUGGAGACACAACUGACAUGAUGGAUGAGAAGAAGCCCGCUGUUGUACAUGAUGACCGUCGCCAAUCUGCCGACGUUUGA
Molecule: messenger RNA, 1551 nt
Organism: Penicillium concentricum
Lineage: Eukaryota; Fungi; Ascomycota; Eurotiomycetes; Eurotiales; Aspergillaceae
Product: general substrate transporter
Exons: 2
Coding region: 1-1551 (516 amino acids)
Biological process (GO): transmembrane transport; carbohydrate transport
Cellular component (GO): membrane
Molecular function (GO): carbohydrate:proton symporter activity
Source: RefSeq, a predicted model, not a curated record